GCCUGCUAUAGAAUCGCCUUCUCUUCCUGCUGGUUACAUGGAACGCUUUUUGCCUGUUGAAAUUGCCUUUUUUCUCCUUAUCAAUGCCGGUCCCGUGCUGUAGAUAGCCAUUUUCGCACGAUGGUCAACGGCGUGUCGAGAGGGAUUUCGCGGCGUCGAUCCGACGAUCGAGCCAGUGUGAAGCGAUCGGUAGUCGCUUGCAAUCGGUGUCGUGGUAGGAAGACCCGAUGUGCCGGUAAUCCUCCCGAUCCUUGCGCGGCGUGCGAGGAUGCCGGGCAGCCCUGUGUGUAUUCAGAGGCUGAGAAAAGGGUGCCUGUGCUGGAGAGUUACCUGCGCGAUUUGCAGGCCCGGGCUGCCCGUCAAGGCCCGUAUGACAAUGAUGGUCUCUCUAUCCCCUCGGCUUCUUCAGGGCCGUCCAGCUCGAACACCACGGGCGACGUUCCCAUCGCGCGCGAUGACUGGUGGUAUAAGGGAGCAGAUAACUUGCUGCUGAACCGAUCUGGAGAGCAUCAGUAUGUGGGAGCUUCAUCUGCCACACAUCUCGCCAGACGUCUGAAUCCGGCCUCGUCCAACCUCGCCUGGGACGUGCGACCUCUCUAUGACGACCCAUCGUCACUUCGUCGUCCAGUCUCUACCACCCUCCCUCAGCUUCCUCCUUAUGACUUCGCCAAGCGCCUGUUCUGGGUGCAAUACGCCUACAUCGGAACCAUCUUCUCGUUCAUCCAGCCCUCCGAGUUCGAGGAGAGGCUGGACUUCGUCUACAACCACCCGCCCGACUUCUCGAACCAACAGGCCUGCUUGACGUACUGUGAGAUCCUGCUCAUCAUCGCCUUCGGCCUGAUGUACUCCGUCAAUCAAUGGUCGGGGGAUGGCGGUCCUCCCGGGUUCAAGUAUUUCAAACAUGCCCUCCGCUUCCUUCCGGAUAUCCACGAGGAGGGAUCUAUUUUCUUCGUCGAGGUGCUCUGCUAUGUUGGGUAUUAUAUGCAGAAUCUUAAUCGGCGUGACGCUGCAUUUCUCUAUACCGGUCUGGCACUUCGCAUGGCCAUUUCACUCGGGUUACAUCAGGAAGUCUCCGAUCCACAUCUCAGCGAGAGUAUACGAGAUCGUCGCCGGCGUGCGUGGUGGUCGGCCUACAGUCUAGAUCGAUUGCUGUCGGUGAAGUCGGGGAAUCCAAUUUCCAUCCAGGACGAAGACAUUGGCACUACAUGGCCUACGACAGAGGGCGUACCGAGUGUCUCGUGGCCGUCAAUCGUAUUUAUCCAUUACACUAAACUAUCCCGGAUUCUGGGCAGAGUGGGCGAAGAGAUCUAUCGCAAGAAGCCCCGAUCCGGAUCGAAUCUCCUCGCGUCCGUACAGAGUAUCCUGGAGAACCUGACGGAAUGGUUACGUGCGGUCCCAGAUGGACUACGCAUUGACCUGAGCAAUCUCGACGGGAGUAUCAGUCGCGAGUCGGUCUCGAUAUUCCUGAAUUUCUACUCGUGCGUCAACAUGACUGCGCGACCGCUGGUCUUCUACGUGAUCCAGCAACGACUGGAAGCCGAGGCCAACAGAUCAGCGACCGAAGACUGGAAAGACGGACUCUCGCCGACGAUUGUUGCCGUGAUCGAUAGGUCCAUCACGGCAGCUCGCGCCACGACGAUGAUCAUGGACGCAGCGAUGAAGCAGAAUCUCGUCGCGACCUACGGUUAUCUCGACGGGGAGCACGUAUUCUGCGCUGCCCUCCUUCUGGUGAUGGUCAACGCAGCCUUUCCGCACAACGAGACCAAUGUUCGCGCCAUGGAGAAAUCGCUGAACGUCCUGCGGGCCAUGGCGGAUCGGGGCAACACAUAUCUCGCUGCUCGCCAUUCCCUCCUCCUCGAGCUUCAGGCCGCAAUUGGCCCCAAGCCCGCGAAGAAGAAGGAUGUGGAAAGUCGCCAGGAGAAGCCGGACCAGGACGAUGCUCGCGUGGUGGAUGUGCAAGCGGCGGCGGCAGCUUCAGCAUCGUGCAGCCCCCCGGAACAUCCGCCGCCUGCCAUCUCUGUCGAGGAGGACCAGCAGCCGAUUCUGUCGCCGGACUGGCCCCUUCCCGACGACUUGCUGUCCAUUCAGGACAUGACGUUUAACUUUGACAUCAACGAGGACCCCGGGUUGUGGGAGCAGGUGCUGGAUAAUAUCGACAUCGACAUGGACACGGGGUGGAUUGAGAGCACGCUUCGCAGAUAGCCAUAGUCUUGUUUGGUUGUAGCAGUCAGCUUCAUGUACAUUAUUAUUACACUCUGAUGCUUGCACUCACCUUUUUGUUUUCGC
Molecule: messenger RNA, 2286 nt
Organism: Monascus purpureus
Lineage: Eukaryota; Fungi; Ascomycota; Eurotiomycetes; Eurotiales; Aspergillaceae
Source: the annotation of a GenBank genome assembly